Melopsittacus undulatus (budgerigar) is the source of this 4700-nucleotide messenger RNA. Its product is annotated as transgelin-2-like. Gene Ontology annotation, molecular function: actin filament binding. Gene Ontology annotation, biological process: cell-cell adhesion; actin filament organization. The transcript is spliced from 23 exons. Gene Ontology annotation, cellular component: actin cytoskeleton. The record is from RefSeq and is a predicted model, not a curated record. NCBI's taxonomy places the organism in Eukaryota, Metazoa, Chordata, Aves, Psittaciformes, Psittaculidae. The coding region runs from base 165 to 4418 and encodes 1417 amino acids.
GAACCGAACGGAACCGAGCGGAGCCGAACGGAGCCGAGCAGGAGCCGAGCGGGGCCGGGCAUGAGGAGCGGCGGGCGGUGGGACCGGCAGCGCCCCCCGCCCGGGGCCGGUUCUUCACGGGGAGCCCGGCGGAGCCUCCGGUGAGCGGCUGCUGGCCCCCGGCUAUGCGGUGGUGGCUGCGAGCAGCCGUCCUCAGCCUCAUCGCCGGCGCCGACGGCACCGGGCAGAACGAGCCCCGGUCCGUGGUGGGUCGGGUCGGGCAGAGCACGGUGCUGAGCUGCGGCCUCCCCGGAGCCCUCGAGAACCGGCCCCCGCUGUACGUGAUCGAGUGGGUCCGGUUCGGGUUCGUCCUCCCCAUCUUCAUCAAGUUCGGGCUCUACUCCCCCCGUGUGGACCCGGAGUACGUCGGUCGUGUGCGGAUCGAGGAAGGAGCCUCACUGCGCAUUGACCUCCUGCGUGCCGAGGACCAGGGUUGGUACGAGUGCCGUGUGCUCUUCCUGGACCGGCACAGCACCGACGCCGACUUCCAGAACGGCACCUGGGUGCAUCUCACCGUCACCGCUCCUCCCACGUUCCUGGUGACCCCCCCGGCACUGGUGGAGGUGCGGGACCGGGAUGCUCUGAGCCUGACCUGCACGGCCAUCGGCAACCCCCAGCCUGUUGUCAGCUGGAGGAGGAGCGACCUCCCCAUCCGGAACGGGGCCGCGGUGCAGGUGAGGAAUGGGACGCUGAGCAUCGCCGCAGUGGAGCUCGCCAGCGCCGGCACCUACACGUGCCAUGCGUCCAGCAAGGAGGGCACCAUCACCCACACCACCCGUGUGCUCGUGCAGGGGCCGCCCGUCAUCGUGGUGCCACCCCAGAACAUCACCGUCAACGUCUCCCAAGAUGCCUUCCUGGCGUGCCAGGCUGAGGCUUACCCAGGGAACCUCACCUACACCUGGUUCCAGGGCAGCACCAACGUCUUCCACCUCAGCCACCUCCAGGCUCGGGUCCGUGUGCUGGUGGACGGGAGUCUCCUGCUGCAGCAAACGACCCCGGAUGAUGCUGGCAAGUACACCUGCAUCCCCAGCAAUGGGCUCUGGAAGUCGCCUUCAGCCUCAGCCUUCAUCACUGUGCUGUAUCCAGCGCAGGUGACCACAAUGCUCCCCGAGACCCACUUACCCAAAGGGAUGCAGGGAGUGAUCCGCUGCCCAUCCCGAGCCAACCCCCCCCUGCUCUCUGUGCACUGGACCAGGGAUGGGCGCCCGCUGGAGCUGGAUAAGCUCCCCGGCUGGUCCAUGAGACCCGAUGGCUCCAUCGUCAUCGCGACAGGGAACGAUGAUGCUCUGGGGCUCUAUACAUGUACCCCCUACAACAGCUACGGCACUGCCGGCACCUCCCGGCCCACCCGUGUGCUGCUGAAGGACCCCCCAACCUUCACAGUGCGCCCCAAGGAGGAGUACUUCCAGGAGGUGGGCAGGGAGCUGGUGAUCCCGUGUGCAGCCCAUGGUGAUCCCUCACCCACCAUCACAUGGAUGAAGGUCGGCAGUGCAGGGAAGAGCUGGGGCAGUGCCCAUGUGGAUGGGAACAGCAGCCUCGUGUUCCAGCCGCUGGGCAAGGAGCAGCAUGGACCCUGGCAGUGCGCGGCCACCAGCGCCGUGGCCACCGUCACUGCCGUCACCACCGUCCAUGUGCUGGGCACCAGCCCUCACGCUGUCACCAACGUCUCGGUGCUCCCACUCCCAUUGGCUGCCAAUGUGUCCUGGGAGCCUGGCUUUGAUGGAGGCUACUUCCAGCGGUUCAGCGUCUGGUACACACCACUGGUGAAGCAUCCCCCCCGUGCUCAUCACGACUGGGUCGCGCUCUCGGUGCCGCCAGGGGCUCAGCACCUCUUGGUGGAGAACCUGCAGCCGGACACCAGUUACCAGUUCAGUGUCCUGGCCCAGAACAAGCUGGGCAGUGGCCCCUUCAGCCAGAUCAUCACCUCCAUGGCCAGGGGCAUCCCAGUGACCACAGUGCCUCCGGAGCCACCGGCCGUGACGGUGCCGGUGCUCCUGUCCCCCCCGCGGGCGCUGAGCGCCAACACCACAGCCCGGGGGGUGCUGCUGCGGUGGGAGCCCCCAUUGCGGCGCUCCACAGCCCUCAGUGGCUACGCGCUGGAGCUGCGGCAGGACCGCGGCGCUUGGGAAGUGCUGGAUCGCUCCAUCCCCAGCACGAAGACCCAGGUCCUGGUGCCGGGACUCAUCAAGGAUGCCUUCUAUGAGUUCCGACUGGUGGCCUUUGCUGGCAGCUACAUCAGUGAUCCCAGCAACACGGUGAACGUCUCCACCGCAGGCAUGGAGGUGUAUCCAUCCCGCACGCAGCUGCCCGGGCUCCUGCCGCAGCCGGUGCUGGCCGGGGUCAUCGGUGGCAUCUGCUUCCUCAGUGUGGCCAUCAUCUUCAGCACCGUGGCUGCCUGCAUCAUGAACCGGCGCCGCGCCGCACGCAGCCGCAAGCACAGGCAGGAUCCACCACUCGUCUUCUCCCCCAGCAAGAAGCUUCCACCUCCACACAAUUCUGGCUCUGGUAGCCCCGACAGCACCGUGAAGCUGAAGCUGCAGCCGUCUCCCUACCGGAGCCUGCACCGGACGCUGCUGUGGGGCGAGAAGGCCGGUACCAGCCUGGGCCUGAGCAUCGCGGGCUCCCGGUACGGCGAUGGCAGCACCGGGGAGCACGUGCCCCUGGAGCGGAUCCGCCGCGGCCCCGACGGCCGCUUCGUGGUGGAACCGGAGCCCCCAGCACCGCAGGCUGAGCCCUGCCUGCAGCAGGAGGAGGAGGAGGAUGAAGAUGAGGAGGAGGAGGAGGAGCCCAUCUGGCGCAAGGGGGUCUCGCUGCGCCCCCGGCCCCCGGGGCAGCCCCCCCGGGGCUCCUGGAGCAGCCGCCGGGGCCGGUACUUUGGUUAUGGCAGCAGCAGCAGCCCCGUGUGCGGCUCCUCCACCGCCUUGUGCAUCAUCGACGUGAGCCCCGUGGCCUCCGCCGCCACUUUGCCUUAUGGCACCGCCGAGGGGCCAUGCACCGGCCCCGGCAGCGCCCUAUGGGACUCGCUGCCCCUCGAGGGGCCGCCCCCCAGCCCCACUGUGCCCCCCAGCCCCACUGUGCCCCCCAGCCCCACUGUGCCCCCCAGCCCACCCCCCCUGCCCCGCAGCAGCAUCCUCCAAUUCCUGAGCCUGCCCUUCUUCAAGGAGAUGUGUGUUGAUGGUGAGGAGCCACCGGAGCCCGGCACCACCACACCGGAGCCCCCGGCUCCAACACCGGGGCCCCAGGGCUCCCCGGAGCGUGUGGGGCGGACGCUGUGCCCGGACUGCAUUGACCCAUGUGCCAAAGCCACCACGUUCCUGGAGCCCCCCAGCCUGCCCCUGGGUCCUGCCAAGGCAUCGCUGCCUGGCACCGCAGCCUGGCCUGGCAGCACCAAGACUGAGGCCAUGGCCGCGGCUGGCACCGCACAGCCUGGUUGGGUACCACCGGCCAAGGCACCGGAUGCGCCGGUGCUGGAGAAGCUGGCACGGGGCAGCCUGACAAGCCAGAGCAGCGGCCGUGGCAGUGCCUCCUUCCUGCGCCCACCGUCCUUGGGGGGCAACGGCCCCAGCACCCCCCCGGGCUGGAGCGGAGCCGCGGUGAGGAUGGAUCCGGCUCUCGGCAGCGCCGGGAAGAGGAGGAACACAUCAGUGGAUGAGAACUAUGAGUGGGAUGCGGAGUUCGCGCUGGAAUCCGACAUCCUGGAAGCGCUGCAGCUCUACCGCGGUGGGACCACGGCCCGGCCUGGCUCCACCAUAGCCCUGCGGGACCUGGAGCAGCAAAGCAUGGCAAACCGGGGACCAUCGUACGGGCUGAGCCGGGAGGUGCAGCAGAAGAUCGACCGGCAGUACGACCCCGAGCUGGAGCAGGUCCUGGUGCGGUGGAUCUUGGCACAGUGCGGUAGUGACGUGGCACAACCGGCACCGGGCAGGGAUGGCUUCCAGCAGUGGCUCAAGGAUGGCACCGUGCUGUGCCGGCUCAUCAACAGCCUGCACCCGCGCGGGCAGGGCCCCGUGGCCAAGGUGCAGGCAUCGGCCAUGGCCUUCAAGCAGAUGGAGCAGAUCUCACAGUUCCUGCAGGCAGCCGAGCGCUAUGGCAUCGCCGCCACCGACAUCUUCCAGACCGUGGACCUGUGGGAGGGGAAGAACAUGGCGUGCGUGCAGAGGACCCUGAUGAACCUGGGCAGCCUGGCCGUGGCCAAGGGCGAUGGGCUCUUUGUGGGAGACCCCAACUGGUUCCCCAAGAAGUCGCAGGAGAACCGACGUGUCUUCUCCGAGGACAAGCUGAAGGAAGGGCAGAGCGUCAUCGGGCUGCAGAUGGGCACCAACCGCGGCGCCUCGCAGGCCGGCAUGACCGGCUAUGGCAUGCCGCGGCAGAUCCUCUGAGCAUCCCCCCCACGCCGGACCCCAAACCGCCUGUGCCUCGUGUCCCCCCCCCCCAGUACAUUCCAUUGUGGACCAGCCGGGUGCCCCCCCCCCCCCCCCGGCCCCCCCAUUCCCGGUAUUCCAGGACCAAAAAUUGUUUUUAUAUUAUUAUUAUUUGGCCGGUGCCGCUGCACCCGCCCCCCCCCCUUCCACAAGUGCCUUUGGGGGUCACGGUGCCCCCCCCCCAAUGCUGUGUUGGGGGGAGGCACCCCCCCUGCACCCCAAUAAACGGCUCCUCUUGUA